Messenger RNA from Sceloporus undulatus (fence lizard), 4061 nucleotides. It is a transcript of the gene MMP2, whose product is annotated as matrix metallopeptidase 2. Gene Ontology annotation, molecular function: zinc ion binding; metalloendopeptidase activity. The transcript has 13 exons. Gene Ontology annotation, cellular component: extracellular matrix. Bases 211 to 2238 code for a protein of 675 amino acids. Lineage: Eukaryota; Metazoa; Chordata; Lepidosauria; Squamata; Phrynosomatidae. The record is from RefSeq and is a predicted model, not a curated record. Gene Ontology annotation, biological process: response to hypoxia; extracellular matrix organization; proteolysis.
CUUGGUGGUUUCAGAGGCUGAGCAUCUGGAUGUUUUAAACAUACAAAGGAAUUGCUGGAGCAAGCAAAAGCAGAGAGCCCUGCAGAAAGUUAAGAUGUGCUGCUGAUAAGCAACUGAUGGGACUUUACAACAAUUCAAGUCACUGGCAAAACAGGAACGCUCUUCCCAAGAUAAAGGAGGACACAGGAAACAAAUAGGAAUUUAAAGAGAAUGGAAGUGCACAUUUCCUUCAAGUGUGUUGGUUGCAUUUUCAAAGUCCUUUUGCUCCAGCUCUCUAUCUUUCACCCAACUUCAGCUCCUCCACCACCAACAUUUAGGCUUUCAGAAGAUGCGGCAGGCCGAGAACUGAUACCAUCACCCAUUAUUAAGUUUCCAGGUGACAUUUCUCCCAAAACAGACAAAGAAUUGGCAUUGCAAUACCUCAACAAGUACUAUGGGUGCCCCAAAGACAAUUGCAAUCUCUUUGUGCUGAAAGAUACUUUGAAGAAAAUGCAGAAAUUCUUUGGGCUUCCUGAGACUGGAGAACUGGAUCAAAACACCAUAGAAACGAUGAAGAAGCCUCGUUGUGGCAAUCCAGAUGUGGCCAACUACAAUUUCUUCCCUAGGAAACCAAAAUGGGAGAAAAAUCUUGUGACGUACAGGAUUUUAGGGUACACACCAGAUCUGGACUCGGAAACAGUGGAUGAUGCCUUUGCCCGAGCCUUCAAAGUCUGGAGUGAUGUCACACCGCUGAGUUUCUCCCGAAUUCAUGAUGGGGAAGCCGAUAUCAUGAUCAAUUUUGGACGGUGGGAACAUGGUGAUGGUUACCCUUUCGAUGGCAAAGAUGGACUCCUAGCUCAUGCGUUUGCACCUGGCCCAGGUGUUGGAGGAGACUCACAUUUUGAUGAUGAUGAACUCUGGACUUUGGGCGAAGGACAAGUUGUUCGGGUGAAGUACGGCAACGCAGACGGAGAAUUCUGCAAAUUCCCAUUCUUGUUCAAUGAUAAAGAAUACAACAGCUGCACGGACGCAGGGCGCAGCGAUGGCUUCCUUUGGUGUUCGACAACGUACAACUUUGACACGGAUGGCAAAUAUGGAUUCUGCCCCCAUGAAUCACUUUUCACAAUGGCUGGGAAUUCUGAUGGGCAGCCCUGUAAAUUCCCCUUCAAAUUCCAAGGUAACACCUAUGACAGCUGUACAACCGAAGGAAGAACAGAUGGAUACAGGUGGUGUGGAACCACUGAAGACUAUGACCGAGACAAGAAAUUUGGAUUUUGCCCAGAGACAGCAAUGUCCACUGUUGGUGGGAACUCAGAAGGUGCACCCUGCGUUUUUCCUUUCAUCUUUCUGGGGAAUAAGUAUGAGACCUGCACCAGUUCAGGACGUCAAGAUGGAAAGAUGUGGUGUUCCACAACUAGCAACUAUGAUGAAGACCGCAAGUGGGGAUUUUGUCCAGACCAAGGCUACAGCCUUUUCUUGGUUGCUGCUCAUGAAUUUGGCCAUGCCAUGGGACUCGAACACUCUGAAGAUCCUGGAGCCCUCAUGGCUCCCAUCUAUACCUACACUAAGCACUUCCGGCUUUCCCAAGAUGACAUUCAAGGAAUCCAGGAGCUCUAUGGGGGUUCUACAGAUGUCGGUCCAGGUCCAAGUCCAACCCUUGGGCCAGUUACUCCUGAACUGUGUGGUCAAGACAUUGUAUUUGAUGCUGUCGCUCAACUCAGAGGGGAGAUCUUCUUCUUCAAAGACCGAUUCAUCUGGAGGACAGCAAACCAACGGAACAGGCCUAUGGGUCCUUUGCUUGUUGCUACAUUUUGGUCUGAAGUGCCGGAAAAAAUUGAUGCUGUCUAUGAAGCCCCUCAAGAAGAGAAGGCUGUCUUUUUUUCAGGAAACGAAUACUGGGUUUACUCAGCCAGCACUUUGGAAAGAGGUUAUCCAAAGAGGCUUACCAGUCUGGGUCUACCUCCUGAUGUGCAACAUGUCAAUGCAGCUUUUAACUGGAGCAAAAAUAAGAAGACCUACAUUUUUGCAGGGGACAAAUUUUGGAGAUACAAUGAAGUAAAGAAGAAAAUGGAUCCUGGCUUCCCUAAAUUAAUUGCAGAUGCUUGGAAUGGUGUUCCAGACAACUUAGAUGCUGUGUUGGAUGUGAGCGGAAGUGGUCACAGCUACUUCUUCAAGGACUGGUAUUAUCUCAAACUGGAAGAUCAGAGCCUAAAGAUAGUCAAAGUUGGCAACGUGAAAUCCGACUGGCUGGGUUGCUGAGCUGCGUGAUCUUUUAGUAACCAAAAGCCAACCCUCUCACCCCCUCAAAACCCCAUUUAUACUUUUUUUAUUUGUAAAAGUCCUAUGUCAUACUUGUAAUUAGAGAUAGAUCUGUACGCUAAUUCAAGGGCCAGUCUGGAACUGGAACCAUAUCACCAAGUACCACUACUUGACACAAUUCUUUUGUUAGAUCGUUUGACCAAGCACAUUUAUUUAGGAGGAUGUUCCAUCGAAAUCAUGAGUUCUGCUUCAGACUUGUCGCAUAUUGGCUUGGGAAUACUGGGUACACCAGGACUUUGCUUUCUCUUCCUCUUUCUUUCUUUCUUUCUUUCUUUCUUUCUUUCUUCUCUUUCUCUUCCCCCCCCCCCCCCCCUUCAAUUAAUUUAAGACAUUGGAACAAGAAACAUUCACUUAUCUAGCCUGUGUUGUGGCUAUAUAAGUUAUAUAUUUUCUACAUUGGUUGGUGCUCGAAAAAUAAACAGCAUCCUGCGAUUCCCUGCUUUACUGGGGCCCUUUCGCAUUGCCCAAUUCUAGCACAAAGGUUCCCCUUUUAACUGUCAUGGUCUUGAUAUAUAGAAUACCAGAUUUUAUUUUAUAGGGAAGGGCAUAUAGAAUCAUCUUCCAGAGAGUUCUAGGGGCUCCCAAAGUACAGACUCCAAGAUUUCAUAGGAUUCAGCCAUAGCAGUAAAAUCAGGAUCAUAAUGCUUUAAUAGUAUGGAAAUGCCUCCGGUUUUCCUGAAAUAAGUGUCUAUGGAGCAAAUAUGAGACUUGGCAUUUUGUAAGUGAGGUGUGAGGACAUAAAUCCAAUCUAUGCCAUUUUAAUCCGUGUUUUUUGGUUGUUGCAGAAAUUAGAAUUCUGUUCCACUCCUCAAAUGUUUGAAAGUGCAGAUUUGAGCUUCAAUAUUCCAAACCUCCAAUGCCCACAUAAUAUGUGCUUGCUAUCCUCAAAUUUAGGUGCCCUUGACUGGUGCUAUCUUAUUAUAUGUGUCCAUAUAUGUUUCUUUCAAAGAGGACCUUUAAAAACUGUGAUUUAAUUUAAAAUUAUCUUUAGAAUCUGGCCUUUGUGCAUACAUGCACCAAGGUCUUGCACACAUUUAGCAUAGCUUAAAUAUACACAGACGUAAGUAUACUAUACCUUCCAACAUUUCACAGACAAAAACCAAGAUACAUGUGGCCAAGCACCAUCAAAGUAUGGUAAACGUAGCAAAAUUAAUUAAGGAGGAGGAAGAGACAAGCCAGAAGAGACUGCAGCAUCUUACUUUUUGCCUGAAAAGGCAAGAUCCCCCCUACUUUGCUGCCUGCUGAGUUAAUUCAAUGCAAACUACUUUUGCACUCACCACUCAGUUUGAAGCAGUUGAAGUAAGAGGAGAAAGUAGGGCUGGACAGAGAAACUGGGACAUUUUAAAAGUGGCUUAAAAAGUGGGACAACUGAGGAUUUAUUGUGGCCCUCUUUGCCAAAACAGGACAGUUGGGGCGUACAGUAUCCUGGAUCCAAUAGCUGCCCAACUAUUUAUGUUAUGGGCACCAAGAUUUUGAGCACACCUCUUAUGCAACACAUAAUGUGGUUCACCCCAGCCAUCAAAUCAAAAGUGACUGAGAGAAUCUGCAGAAGGAUUUGCUUGCCCUUUUUGUGUGAGAAACCAUGCUUAUGCCAUCUCUGAUAAAAUGCAAAUGCUUUUACCCUAAAUUAAUAUAUGACACUGAAGUUAGAAUUGUCCAAUCCAUUGUAUUCCCCAUCACCAUGAAUGGAUGUGAGAGCUGGACAGUGAAGAAAGUGGAUAAGAAGAAUAUCAAUUCAUUUGAGAUGUGGUGUUGGAGAAGAA